This is a messenger RNA of Phyllotreta striolata, 4727 nucleotides long. NCBI's taxonomy places the organism in Eukaryota, Metazoa, Arthropoda, Insecta, Coleoptera, Chrysomelidae. The record is from the annotation of a GenBank genome assembly.
CGUGACUGACACCUGUCAGUAGUGUCAAAUUUUGAUAGUUGAAAUUGUCAAAAAUUAAAUCAGAGUGGUGUUGGCAAGAAGUUUUAAAGUGAUUUUUUUAAACAAUUUCUAAGGAUUAUUAAGUUAUGUGGGAGGCCUAAAUUACUACAAACUGCAAAUAUGUCGUGGUUAAAUUUCAAUGACAGUCUGAACUCCCUGAAAGGCCAAAUUACCAAUUUUGCCAGCAAUGUUUUGGCCGAAGACGAAGAUCAACAAUUAUCCACUGAUGAACUUAAAAGGAUUUGUCAACAACAAGAAGAGGAGAUCGAGAAACUGAAGAAACUUAACAGAGAACUGGAGUUUCGAGAGAAAAAUGCGUCCGGGGACGGUCCGGAAGGGUCGUGGAAUUGGGAAAAUGCGGAGGAAAACGAAUCGGAAACCGCCUUGAAGGAGAAAAUCCGCGCGUUGGAAACCGAAAAAUCCGAAUUGCUGCAAAGGCUCGAGCAGCUCGACGCCGAUAAUCAGGAGAAUCUGCUCAAUAUAAUGAGAAUCAAAGAUAGACUCCAAUUAGAACUAAGCGCAGCUAGCCAAAACUAUGGCAAAUUGCUAGAAGAAAACGAAAUUCUCAAAGCGAAAGGCGAUGAACCUACUCCAAUAUUCAACCGCGAAUUGGAAGAACUGAAAAAAGAAUUAAUGGUUACGAAGAGUUCAAACGAAAACUUCCAGAAAAUCGCCGAGCAAACGAAAAGCGCUAACGCCGAUUUAGAAGAGAAAAUCAACAAACUCGAAUGCGAAAGCAAAUUAAUCUACGCCGAAUUGAAGAAAAGCAACGAGCAAAUACGGUUUUUCGAGAAAAAAAGCAUCGAAGACGAAGACAAUUGCCAAAAACUGGCCUUCAUUUUGGAAUCGUACGAAACACAAGUAAACGCGCUAAAGGAAAAUAUCAACGAGCUCACAGCCAAAUACGAAGAAUCCCAAAAGCAGCACGAAGACGUCCAGAAGAAAUACCAAAACGACAUUAUUUACCUAAAAGAAGAAAUAAACAAUUCCAAGGUAUCGAAUCAAGACGAAGAAAUUGAGCGAUACAAAGAAGAAAUCAACAUUCUAAAACAACAAACGGAAGAACUGAGAUUGAAAUCGCAAGGAAGAAUGGACGUUGAAUUAGAAGACGAAUUGGUCGCUAUACAAGAAGAGCACGAGGCCCAAUUGAAUGUCAUAAGAGAGGAUCUGGAGCAAUUGAAAGAUCACCAAUCUACAAUGCAGCAAAUCGACGAUUACAAAAUGGAAAUAGAAAAUUUGAAGAAAAUCAACGAUGAAUUAUUGGCAGACAAGACUAACGAAGAUUUAUUCGAAAAAUACCAAAAUGCUAUUUACGAAAUCGAACAGCUUCGACAACAAAAAAACGCCGAUAAAGAGGAAUUAAGGAAGAUUCAAGAAGAACAUCAAGUUCAAUUAAAAGAAUUGCAGGAACUAAAAAUUAAAGAAAACAAUCAAGAGAAUUGUUUGCAACAAGAAAUUAAUAGUUACAAAGAAGAAAUAAAGAAAUUAACACAACAAAAUGAAGAAUUAUUAGCUAAAUCCUCUGCAAAAAUUGACGUCGAUUUAGAAGAUGAACUAGUACAGAUACGAGAAGAUUAUGAAACUCAAUUAAAUAUCCUUAGAGAAGAAUUAGAAGAGUUAAAAAAAGACGAUACACUUCACGAAGAAAUCGAAGAUUUAAAAAGAGAAAAUACAGAUAUAUCGAAACAACUCGCCGAAGCAAUCGACAACAACAAAAAAUUAGAAGAAACUUGUAACGAAUUACAACAAACCCAUCUACAAUUACACAACAAAUACAUAAAUAUCAUUACAGAAAACAUAAAAAAAUUCCAAGAAUGCGAAAAACCGUCCGAUUUCCAACACUGCGCCCGCGAAGACGAUCCCCAAGCCGCCGAACUAAGCAAACACAUAGAAAACAUCAUUAAAAUCCUCCUCGACCUAAAAUGCAAGUCGCUGGAUUUGGAGAAACGAAUAUUGGAGAUAACCGACGAGAAGAACGCCAUGCUGGUCGAGAAAAACCGCGAAAUCGAGAAACUCAUACGAAAUUCGGACAUGCUCAGCCAAGAAAUAGUCGCCAAGAACCAAACAAUAAAAGAGUACGAGACCGAGUGUAAUGAACUCGCCAAGAACAAUGAAGUGCUCAUUAGCGAACUGGAAACACUAAAAAGCAAUCCAGUUUUGCAAACAAUAUCGGAAUCGAACGAAGACAACAUGAUCCUGCUCGAAUCGCAAUUAGAAACCGCCAACAGGCGCAUCGAGGAGUUGGAGAAAUCGAUCGGGAAUCGCGACGAUAGAAUCGAUUACCAAAAACUGCUGAGCAACUACGAUCAACUCCAAGUCAACUACGAUUCGCUGAGGAAGGAGUUCGACGAAAACAAGGAGAAUCUAUCGGCGUCCGCCGAGAAGAACCUCAAUCUCCAAGCGGCCUUGGAGAAGCUGAAAAACGAAUACGAAAUGUUCGAGUACCAGAUCAACGAGUUGAACGUGAAUUCGGAGAGCUUGCAGCAGGAAGUCGACGAGUUCAAGGCGAAAUUCAACGCGCUCCUCAAGGAGAACUCGCGCAUUAAACUCGAUAACCAGGAGCUCGCCAAGAACUCGGCGCUCAUCGAGUCCUUGGAGGGCCGAUUGGCCACCGAAGUGGAAACCAAGAGGAGUUUCGAGGCGCAAUUGGAGACCGUCACGGAGAAAUUGAAGAAUUGCAAAAUGUCGGAAACCACGCUCAAGCUGCAAUGCGAGCAGAAGAGCAAAGAACUCGCCGAUCAAUCGGAAGCCAGGUACAAUUUAGAACUGUCUUUGAAUAAAAUCAACGCGGACUUGGCGAAAUACCAAAACAACUUCGCCGACUUGCAAUCGGAUAACGACAAGCUCCGAUCGGAACUCGACCAACUCCACGAAACACUCGCAACGAAAAACGAACUAAUCGGCGAAUUGGAAGAAAAAAAUAAAUUAGAACACGAACUGAAAAUGCCGAACGACAAAUCACCGAAUAACGACGAAGAAUACAACAAACUCAAACGCAUCCUCGACGAAACCGUGCUGGAAAAAGCCAACCUGCACUCCCAACUAAACAAACUCGCCGAAUUGCAAUCGCAACUAAAAGAAACCACCGACAGAGGAGCCGCGUUGCAGCAGCAACUGCAAGAAGUCACCAAUUCCCGUAACGAGCUCAUCAACAUGGUGACCAUGAAGCACCAGGAAAACGUGACCUACCACAACGAAAUCCAGCGAUUGAAUCAAAUACUAACAACCGAACACGAACGAUACAAAAACUUGGAGAAGCAACUCAACGACGUUCAAGCCAAAGUUUCCGAGGAGGACCUGCAGAACAAAGAUAAGAAAAUCGAGGAACUGACCGACCGCAACAAUUUCCUGAAAGAAAAGUGCGAGGUGAUCGCCAAAAAUCUCCUCGAAGAGCAAUCUACGGUCCAACAACUGCUAUCGGAGCGAUCGCAACCGUCGGACAACGAGAGAACCUUGCAGAAGAACCUCGACAGGCUGCAGGCGCACCUGAUCGAGCUCGAGGAGCACUACACGCAGGAGCAGUACCAAGCGGAGCAGAAGAACCAAGCGCUGCGGGCCAAGGUGUCGGAGCUGGAGGAGCGCGAGAAGAGCUCCAGCACCAUGUACACGUCGGUGAGCGUACGGGCCAACCAGCAGGUGGAGUCGCUGCAGAACCAGCUGCAGAACGCCCUCCAGGAGAGGGAUUCGCUGAGGAAGAGGAUCUCGGACGCGGAGGACGAGAACACCAAGCAGGCGGCGGCGCUGGCUAAUUUGCAAUUCGUCCUGGAGCAGUUCAGGAAAGAUAAAGAAAAAGAUGUGAUUAAAGAAACUGAGAGAAUUCGCCGGCAUAUCGGCGCGGAAAAACUGGUGCAAGAGGAACUCAGAGCGGAAAUAUCCGGUCUCAGAGCUCAAUUGGAGGAAAGAAAUCAAGGUUUAUUGGCAGCUUCCAGACUAUCAGACCAACUGGAAUCGUCUAAAAAGACGGUAGUAGGAUUAAAAGAAGAAGUGUCUCAACUCCAAACGAAACUAUCGAGGGCUGAGGAAGAUGUGAAGACUGCCCUGAGCACGACCGAUGGAAAAGUGGACAAACUAUUGAUAAAAAAUCUAAUAGUGGGCUUCGUGACAUCCAACAACAAUUUCACCAAGGACCAAAUGCAGAUAUUAAAAAUCAUAGCGACUGUUUUAGAUUUUAACCAGCAGGAUCACGACAAGGUGAAGCUCAACAAACCCCAACAGGGAUGGUUGGGGUCCUUUUUGGCGCCUCAAGCGCUGCCCGACAGCCAAAAUAGGAUGAACGAGGAAUCUCUAUCGAGGGCUUUUAUCAAGUUUCUGGAGAACGAAAGCAAGCCUAGAGUAGUACCCAGUCUUUUAAACGAAUCCUCAGUUUCUGAGGCAAGUACUACGAAAACCACGAACAGCCGAUCAACCACUCCGAGCCAAACUCCCAUCGUUCUAAGCGAAAUCGUCCUUCCGACUUUUAAUGAUUUCGCUCAAAAUAGGAAUUCCAGUUCGAUCCUGAAGGAUGUUUUAAAGGAUAAUAACUAGCGCAUAUCUAGUGUUUAAUCUAGCGAUUAACAACAUGUACAUUCGAAUGAAAGUGAAUCCAAAUGUAAAUAAAUAAAUGUUAUGUAAAAAAUGGUAACUGUUCAUAUUUUAUAUAACUUUUUAAUCUGUAUAAAUAAUUAUUUGUAAAUAAAAGAGGGAUAUUA